Molecule: messenger RNA, 3078 nt
Organism: Bactrocera oleae (olive fruit fly)
Lineage: Eukaryota; Metazoa; Arthropoda; Insecta; Diptera; Tephritidae
Gene: NaPi-T
Product: Na[+]-dependent inorganic phosphate cotransporter
Biological process (GO): monoatomic anion transport; transmembrane transport
Cellular component (GO): membrane
Molecular function (GO): transmembrane transporter activity
Source: RefSeq, a predicted model, not a curated record
AGAAAGUACCUUCAAGGGUGGGCGGGAACGAGAGGGAUAGACAGAUAAACCGUUAUCGCGUGAAUGUAGCAUUUUGUUGGGUAAGCGCAAGAAUGAAGGAGCGUAGAGUAAUUUUUACGCACUCACUUUGGUGAUAGGAUAUUUACUAUUUGAAAAGGUGUGCUGGAGAGAGAAAGGGAGAGAGAGAAAGAGAGAGAGAGAGAGCGCAUGUAAAAAAUUAAAACCACAUUUGAUAAGAGUCGAGAGCUGUGACUUAUUUCCACAUAUGUUGUCGCGAUCGUAGAUCAGUUAUUGCUGCUGUUGUUGGGCGCUGAUUAGCAACAUGUAUUAGACGUAGUAUGGCAAGAUCGUCGGCGUAUGCGCUGCAGUAACUGUGAGCUUGUAGUAUAUGUGCAAAUAAUUUGUGGCCCACCUAUAUAAACGUAUGUAUAUAUAUAUAUAUAUAUGCACACAAUAGCCUUGUUUGUAUGUAUUGUGCCUUUAUCAGAAUAAUUUGAAUGUCGUCGAGUGGCGAGCAAUAAAUAAUAUGUAACGUCAGUUACUGUUGUUGCGUAGCUUACCUAAAUUCUUUCCUCGACUAGCUCAGAAGCUCACACUAACUUUGAGAUAUGUAUUAUUAGACGCAUAGGAUUUUCCUCAUUCUACUUGCACACUGCUAAGUGGCAAGACGUGAUCGUCAACCAAUUCGUUCCGUUUAUUCAAUACAAGUGCUGACUUUAAUUCUCCACUGAUUGCGAAUUAUUCGCGCUUCGCGUAUGCAACCUGAUCGUUUAGCGCGUUUUCGCUCGUCUCAUAUGCUUAACAAAGUGUUUUGAGUGUUUUUGAAGUGUGUGAAGAUGCGAGUAGUGUUGUGUUCGGUGGUUGCAAUGUUUUGAAAAGGCUUCCCCCACAUACACACCCAUCCACCCUCAGUCAGUAGUGUAGACGCGUGCCAGCGGUUAGACUUCCCGUGUCUAGUGAUCGUUGCUCGGGUUUAUUGAUCGCCCCUCGUUUCAAGUGAUCUCUUACAGUCACUGCAAUCAACGCACUUGUAGUUGGCGCAUUGCGGAAGUGCGCAGCUGCACACACGUUCAAUAUCAAAAAUAUUUUGCGCGAAGCUGUUGGCUUAUAAGUGAGCUUUUGGUGGAAAAUUUUUUGGAAAUAAACGUAAAAAUGGUGGAAGUUCAAGCUCGCACAGUGCUCUGGUAUCUGGUUUUCAUCGGUUUCGCGGUGAAUUACAUGAUUCGCAUCAAUCUAAAUAUAACAAUUGUGGAAAUGAUAGCCAAAAAACCGUUAUUAGCGCCCACAAUAGUCACACAAGCGCCGUUGUUAACGAAUUUUACACUAAACACAUUCGUGAAUAGCAAUAACACCAACAGUAUUCACGCGAACAUCACUAGCAAUAGUAUAGCAGCGAUCGCGUCUAAUCAGAGUACCGAAGUGUCACUUGCGGUGGCGAAAGAGCAGCGUUACUCGUGGGAGAAGCAGUUACUCAACUCGUUAGGGAUUCACUACGAAACGAAUGGAUUUGGCUGGAAUGAGUAUCAACAAGGAUUGCUUUUAGGCUCGUUUUAUUGGUUACAUUGGGUCACGCAAGUUCCCGGUGGUAUUUUGGCUAAAAAAUAUGGCACGAAAUUGAUCUUCGGUCUGUCGAAUGCAGUCGGCUGUUGGAUCUGUUUCGUCAUACCAUUAGCGGCCUAUUGGAAUUAUCAGUUGCUCAUAUGGUUGCGUAUACUACAAGGACUCGUAACUGGUUUAUCGUGGCCAGCUAUGCAUCACAUGACCGGCAAAUGGAUACCGCCGAAUGAGCGCAGCAAAUUCGUCACCGCCUACUUGGGCAGUUCGGUAGGUGUCGCUGCAUUCUAUCCCUUAUUUGGUUAUGUUAUGCAUUGGACCUCAUGGGAAUGGGUAUAUCUAAUGUGUGGCAUCAUUGGUACCAUAUGGUGGUUUUGUUGGCUUUAUUUUGUCUACAAUACACCAGCGGAGCAUCCGCGCAUCAAUAGCUCAGAACAGCGUUAUAUUGAGAAGGCACUGGGAACUUCGGUUAACCAUGCCAAUCUGGGUUCGAUACCCUGGCGGCGUAUAGUCACAUCACGGGGUGUCUGGAUGAAUGUGAUAGCGCAGUGGGGCGGCAUUUGGGGUCUAUUUACGAUGAUGACACAGGCGCCGACAUACUUUCGUGUUGUACAUCAUUGGAACAUACGCGCUACCGGUAUACUCUCUGGCUUUCCACAUUUAAUGCGUAUGCUCUUCGCUUUAGUCUUCUCCAUAUUUGCCGACUAUUUGUUGCGUACGGAUAAGAUUAAGCGUACGAACUUGCGAAAAUUGGCAACAUUGGUUUGUUUAAUUGUGAAUGGCGCGAUGGUUUUGUGUCUUGCUUGGUUCGGCUAUAAUGCGUUGGCAGCGGUUGUUUUCCUCACGCUAUCUUUAAUGUUCCACGGUGCGGUAUCCUCGGGCCCUCUAGCAGCCAUUGUCGAUAUGUCGCCCAACUAUGCGGGUGUUGUUAUGGGUAUUAGUGGCACAAUUUCCGUGCUACCAGGUUUCAUAUCAUCCUAUAUUGUCGGCGUUAUGACGUUGGGCAAUCAAACAAUCGAGGCUUGGCGUAAUGUGUUUCUGCUCUGCGCGUUCAUGUUGAUUGGCUGUGGUGUGCUCUAUGUAUUAUUCUCCGAUUCAACACUUCAAGACUGGAACUCAUCAAAACGUGCUUUAGUUAUUGACCCGAAGGAGUUGGAAUUCUUGCAUACGAAGAUUACAAACGAGAAUGAGAAGCAUAGUAAUGAUGCGGAAAAGAACUCUGACUAUAAAUGUGAGAGUUGAGCGAACUUAGCUGCGCUUAAUUAUUCUUUCUUGAAUUUAGUGUUAAGUAAAGUUCUAUGUUGUUAUAGUAUGAUCUUAAGUAUAAGAUGUUAAUUUUAGGAAAAUCUACUCAAAGCUGUUAAUAAUUUUUAAACCUAGUAUUAAUAGAGUCUGAUUAAAAUUCAGGAAAGCAAUAAAUUUUAAUGUAAUAUUGAGCUAUAUUUAAAAAAUUUUAAUAUAUUUGGAUCUUUUAGCUUGGACAAAAUUAGUAUAUGAAAUCGAAAAUCUUAAACUCGAAAAUUA